Apis laboriosa (Himalayan honeybee) is the source of this 2938-nucleotide messenger RNA. RefSeq names its product neurofilament medium polypeptide-like. NCBI's taxonomy places the organism in Eukaryota, Metazoa, Arthropoda, Insecta, Hymenoptera, Apidae. The transcript is spliced from 12 exons. Gene Ontology annotation, cellular component: filamentous actin; adherens junction; stress fiber. The record is from RefSeq and is a predicted model, not a curated record. The coding region runs from base 510 to 2663 and encodes 717 amino acids. Gene Ontology annotation, molecular function: muscle alpha-actinin binding; actin binding. Gene Ontology annotation, biological process: actin cytoskeleton organization; muscle structure development.
UUUACGAAAGAGUAACGAUGAGAGCGAAAUACUUCAUAUGUGAUGACGAGGAAAUCGAGGACCUGAAUCUAAAUAAAUCGAUCAGUAAAUAGAUCUAGCAUUCUUCCUACUGUUUUACGAUUGGAUAAUGAGGGGAGCAGGGGACGAGAGGAUGAGGGGAGAAGAGGCCGUGUAUUUGUGGCGUUCAAGUCGGUAGCUACGAUUGCCUUCUGGCAAACAUUAUCGUGACACCGUUUUGUGCGUGUUGAAGAGUUAGUGGAGUUCGUCGAUCGGUGCUACCACGGUAUCGACCGGUUCGGUUGAUGACCGCGCGCUUCUGAUCCAUGAAUUCAGUGAUAUAAUUUUUCUCGGUGUGCAAUUUCCUGUGCAUCGUGAUAUAACAAUUCUGUGAUUAUUCUUCGCGCAACAUACUGGCAAGUAACUCACGAAUCAUUGAGUAAAUUCUCGCAUCGACUAGACUAUAUUCGUUUCGCUAUGCGAUCACUUCCGCGUACAUGAUGUAGAACAGUAUGGCUAUCAGCAUAAAAUUCACAAAAUUCGAUAACACACCAUGGGGAUUUCGAUUGGCGGGUGGAAGCGAUUUUCCACAACCAUUGACUGUCAUCAGAGUCACAGAGGGAAGUUUGGCGGAAUGUAUGGGUUUAAAAGUCGGCGACGUGGUGGUAAGAUUAAACGAUCAACCCAUUAGCUCUUUAACCCACGGACAGGCGCACGAAGAAUUAAUGCGAGCAGGAAAUAAUUUUGUUCUUGGUGUGCUGAGACAAGAAGAUUUCGUCAAGGCUGCCGAGGCGCUGUCCGAGGAGAACAUCGUCCCUUAUAAGAUCCCUCUCGCAGAUUUGCCACCAGUUUUCCCGGAGCAAAUCUUGAAGGAGGAGACCGUGAUCGAACGUCACGAGUAUGAGAUAAAGACGUGCGAGGAGGAAGAGGGAUCGAAGCAAGAGGUGGAACCCCUCCCGGACAAGCCGAAAGACGCCAACAGCGAGAUCGUGCCGAAUCAAAAUCUCACGGACGACGAGAUCGCGCAAUUGAUCCUCGAGGAAGAGGAACUUUUGGACGAUAAAGGCGUUUUGGGGGUGAACUUUAAGAAACUGAGGCCACGCGUCACGGUUCUGAAGCAAUCGAAGGUCAUAGAAGAGCUUCAGAACAUAGCCACAGCCGAGCCACCGUUGGUCGAACAGUUGAGACGUACCUCGGUGUUCCUUCAGAAACCGCAGCGGCCGAUACCGACACCCCGCAAGAAGCAGGAGGAGGGGGAGCAAGAGAAAGAGGCGGAGUCGUACAAAGUUGUGAUAAAGAAGCAGAAAAGGAGAAGCGUGACCGACCGGCUGCUAGAGAGGGGCUUGCUGAGACCGGAGGGCGCAAGCACCCCGGAGCCCUUCACUCCCGAGGCGACACCGUCGGCCACUCCUGAGCCGGGCUACAGAUCGGAUCGGGAACCUGAAUCGCGACCAGAAUCGAAGGCCGAAUCGAAGCGUUCGGAGGAGGAGGGCGAGGCCGAGCGCGGGCAAGCGGUGGAGGAGACGUGCGACGACGCCGAGGAGAAGGUUGAGGAGGAGGUUCGCGAGGAAGGGGCCAAGGGGGGGGAGGAGGAGAGGACGACGGAACGCGAGAGCGUUUUGAACGAGAUCGAGAAGGAGAUGGCGGACGUCGCCGCGAAGGUCGAUAAGGAGAGGAUCAAGGAGUUGGUCACGACGGAGAUCAAUCUGGAGAAGCAACUGGAGAACGUUCAACGCCAGUUGUUGUCGUUGAAACAACUUCCGAGCGAGAUCGAGAAUCACCUGAGAAUCGUGUCCGAGCAACUGCAGAAGAUCAUGGAGUUGAGCGGUGUCCAAAACGGCGCCGCCGUUAACGCUAACGGCAAGGAGGAGGAGGAGGAGGAGGAGCGGCGAGGAGGAGGAGGAGGAGAGCCGGAAGAGCGGGCGAAAGACUCGGAGGAGGGGAAAGAGUCGGAGGAAGAACGCGCGGAGGAGGCGGAGGAAACGGAGGAACAGGACGUGACGGAGUACACGGAGGAUAUCUCGUACUCUGCCUAUUCGGACGAGCAUCUGAGGAUCGUCCAGCCUAGCGAGGAUGAGGGGGAGGAAGAGACCGAGACGCAGGAGCUGGAAGGGACGCUAUCGGUGAAGAGCGAGGAGGGAAGCAGGGUGAAGAAAUUCGUCGUCUCGUACGAGACCAAGGUUCUGAAAUCGCCUAGUCCGGCACCGUCUCACGGCAGUUUCGAACCAGAUCCAAAUCUAUCGGCAAAAGAUCAAGUUAUUCAGGAGUUGCAGGAGAGAGUGAAGCAACGAGGGAGGAAACGUUCGCAAGAUCUCUGGCCCCAGGCUAAGCAAGUCGAACUUACGCUUGGCCGCAGAUGGAGGUGUCCGAAUGAUUUCUUCAAUGACGAAAUGAUUGCCGAGGUUUUAUCUUCCCAGGCGGAAGUGAUUCGAGGCAGAGCCUUGGGAGUAAACUUUAAGAAAUACGAAAAGACGAAUCUACCGAACUUUGAUCACUUAAUGAACUCGAGCGUCUAUAAAAUGAUUCAUAAAAUGGAGAAAGAGCCGAAGAGAGGAAUUCCAGCUAGGCCUGCCAAAGUGAACGCCGCGGAGGAUAUAAUCGAGAGGGUUAAAUCUCCAGCGUUCAGUAUCGCGGACGACAGAAGUACUCGGAGCGUCAGUCACUGAACAUUGCGAGGAAAGGAUAGAAUUCUUUUUUACGGGAUGACGGAUGAUAAAGAAUCGACUCGUCGACGAUAAAUGAGAAAAAUUGAAAAAAAAAGAAGAAACAAACAAACAAUGAGAAUACGUGCGCUAUGCCAGAAUGUAUAAAACCACAAAACUAAUCAACUAGAAUCACGUGUGCGUGUCGUGUCUAUACGUGUGUCUUCGAACACGAGAAAGCAAUGUCAAGAAACGUUAUACGAAUUAAGCGUUAAAUAAAAGGAUUGAUUUUUUUUUUU